AUGUCGUCGCCGCCGCCGGUCGAGGACCAGGCCAGGCUGCUGGAGGAUGCCUUGACCGUCGUGCGCCAGCAGACCAUCCUUAUGCGACGAUGUCUCGAGACGCCUGGAAAGCUCAUGGACGCUUUGAAAUGCAGGUACUGUACCUUCAGUCCCCCAUAACAUGCGUUGGCGUACUGACCGCUUGUGGCAUAGCUCUACCCUCGUUUCCGAAUUGCGAACCAGCAGUCUAGGCCCCAAACAGUACUACGAGCUGUACAUGUCCGUCUUCGAUGCGCUGCGACACCUCUCCGUAUACCUUCGCGACUCACAUCCCGUCAAUCACCUAGCCGAUCUAUAUGAAUUGGUUCAGUAUGCAGGCAACAUCGUGCCUAGGCUAUAUCUGAUGAUCACGGUUGGAACGGUAUACAUGGGCAUCGAGGAUGCGCCGGUCAAAGAGAUCAUGAAGGACAUGAUGGAGAUGAGCAGAGGUGUCCAGCAUCCCGUACGCGGCCUGUUCUUGCGCUACUAUCUUAGCGGACAAGCGAGAGAUUCGCUGCCCACAGGCAAUGGAGAUGGGCCCGAGGGCAACAUUCAGGAUAGCAUAUCGUUCAUUCUGACCAAUUUCGUCGAAAUGAACAAGCUCUGGGUGAGAUUGCAGCAUCAAGGCCAUUCAAGAGAGCGGGAACAGAGGACCAAGGAGCGACAGGAGCUACAGCUGCUAGUUGGCAGCAAUCUGGUACGACUGAGCCAGCUCGUGGACUUGGAGAGCUACAAGAAUGUCAUUCUACAGCCACUCCUGGAACAAGUGGUGCAAUGCCGGGAUGUACUAGCGCAAGAGUACCUGCUGGAGGUUAUUACUCAGGUGUUUCCAGACGAAUUCCACCUACAUACGCUGGAUCAAUUGCUCGCAGCAACCGCAAGACUCAAUCCACAUGUGAACAUCAAGGCGAUUGUGAUUGGACUCAUGGACCGUUUGUCGGCUUUCGCGACCAGAGAGGCAGAGCCGCAAACCCCGGAGCAAAGGCAGAAGAAUGAGGAAGAAUCAGUGACCGCGCUACUGGAGAAGCUCAGGGUGUCGAAGGCGACGGUGGGCGAUGAGACUACUAAACCCGUGGAGAAUGGAGAACCUGCCAACGGAGAGGCCACCAUCACCGCAGAAGAACCCGCAAGAUCUGGAGCCUCGGAAGAACAGACAACGAAAGGCGAAGAUGACACUGCGCCUCAGCAAAAUGGUGCCAAAAAGAAGGAGAAAGGAAUACCUGAGGAUGUCAAGCUCUUUGAAAUAUUCUACGAGCAGGUCGUCCAUCUCGUUGGCAUGCAGCGGCUACCAAUCCAGGAUGUCACAGCACUGCUGGUGUCGCUGGUCAAUCUAGCCCUCAACAUAUACCCUGACCGCCUUGACUAUGUCGACCAGGUGCUGAAUUAUGCCACCAAGGAGGUCUCGAGGUACACCAAUUCCGCCGACCUUCACUCUCAACAAUCGCAGUCAAGCUUACUGGCUCUACUGCACGCACCUGUUAAGGCUUACUUUUCGCUCUUCACAGCCUUGGCACUUCCCAGCUUUGUGCCUCUUUUCCAACAGCAGCCAUAUCCGACGAGACGGGCAGUGGCUGGCGAAGUGGCGCGCAACCUGUUACGCAACGAGACCAAGAUCACGACAACAGCGAAUCUGGAAGGGGUUCUAUCCAUUUUGUCAGUUCUGAUCAAAGAAGGCAUGCAGCCCCCUUCGGGCUAUCCCGGUGGUCCAGUACGAAGAGGAGCAGUUGAGACCGAUGAGACGGUGGAAGAGCAAGGUUGGCUUGCGCGGAUAGUACACCUCAUCAAGGGCGAGGACAAUACAACACAGUUCAAGCUGCUGCAAACCGCGAAGAAUGCAUUUCAAGAAGGCAACGAGCGGACAAAAUACACCACGCCGGCGAUCAUCACCCAAUCGCUCAAGCUCGCCAGGUCCUUUAAACGACGAGAGCACUUUUCGACCGACGACUACAGUACCCAAUCUUCCGCGCUGUACAAAUUCAUUCACACCACUAUUUCCUCGUUAUAUACCAGGGUCUCUGCAUCGGGAGUCCCGGAUCUGGUUCUGCGGCUUUUUGUAUCUUGCGGUCAGGUUGCCAGCCAAUGCGAGAACGAAGAUGUUGCAUACGAAUACUUCGCUCAAGCAUUCACUGUCUAUGAGGAGUCGAUAUCGGAUUCAAGAUCACAAUUUCAGGCCAUUUGCAUCAUCGCUGGUGCACUCUCGGGCUGUUCGGAUCGCUUCAGCAGGGAAAACUAUGACACGCUUAUAACCAAGGCGGCACUGCAUGGCAGCAAGCUGCUCAAGAAGCCAGAUCAAUGUCGCGCCGUCUAUCUUGCCAGUCACUUGUGGUGGGCUCUUGAAAAGAGCGAAAGGCCGGAAGGCGCCAAAGAGGUGAGUUCUAUCCAUUUAUAAUAACUCUGGAAUCAUUUCUAAUGCGUGGUAACAGAUUUAUCGCGACGGCAAGCGCGUUCUCGAAUGCCUUCAGCGUGCGCUCCGUGUCGCUGAUGCUUGCAUGGACACCGCUGUCUCUGUUGAGCUCUUCGUUGAGAUAUUGAACCGAUACGUGUACUACUUCGACCAAGAAAAUGACGCCGUCACCACAAAAUACCUCAACGGCCUCAUCGAAUUGAUCCACUCAAAUCUGAACACGACCGAGAACGCUUCUGGUUUGGAGAGCCCACGGAAGCACUUCCAGCGGACGCUUGAGUACAUCCAAUCGAGGGAAUAUGAAGGCGUAGAAACGAAGCCCAAGUCCUAG
This is a messenger RNA of Lecanosticta acicola, 2753 nucleotides long. The record is from the annotation of a GenBank genome assembly. NCBI's taxonomy places the organism in Eukaryota, Fungi, Ascomycota, Dothideomycetes, Mycosphaerellales, Mycosphaerellaceae.